CUAAGAGGGGAGACGUGUAUGACCGCCGCCGCGGCACCUACGAACACGGCGGCGGCCCCCCCGUCACCGCAUCUUGCGGAGCGCGCAGCCGUGCUCACGCCCGCGACCGCGCGGCGGGCCCGCUCGGCGAACUCGCCAGAUGCCCUGCCGCUGACACAGCUCUCGGACAGCUCGCCGGCCCGGCAGCGCGACUCGCCCAAGCUCCCGCAGCAGCCGAACAAGCCUUUGAUAGACCCGGCGUCGGGCUACGUGCCCGAGAUCGACGCCCCCCCGUCGGUGGCCGUCUGCUCCGGCCACCGCUGCGUGCGCGGCCGCAGCGGCCCCUGGUGCUUCUGCCAGCGCGGCCCGUCGCCGUCGCCCUCGCCGAAAAAGAAGGACGGCGACGGCGAGCCGCGGUCGCCCGACGCGCCGAAGCGCGACCCCGUCGUCUACGAGGGCGAGCCCGACGGUCCUUUGAAGGGCCGCACGGGCCGCGCCCUAUCGAAGGUGACGCGCGACGCGCUGACGGAGCGCAUCUACAAGCGCAACGCCACGGACGAGCGCGAGGCCUUCGCGUCGCUGGCCGGCGGCCGCUACAUGUGCGCGCGCCUCGACAAGCGCUGCUGGCUGGAAGUCGAGGACAAGCGCCACCGCUACGCGAAGAAUUUGAGGCGGUACCACUACGAGUGGGUGCGCUUAGAAAGACCAAAGGGCGACUUCUUCGCGUGGCUCGACAGCCACAAGGAGCCCUUGCAGACCUGCACGCGCGAGAAGCUCGAGUCGGAAGUGGUCCGGUACUGCUCCCAGGACCAAGCCCGGAAGUAUAUGUUGAGGUGCGUCGGUGGGUUAGUUUUUCACUUAAAAACGGACGACCACCACCACGCGCGCGACCUGUCACGCGAUAGAAGGGGCCACCGGGAGCGGCACCGCUCUCCACAAAGACGUUCUAGAGAAGAGAAGCCCCGUCAUAGGAGCCCACCUAGGGAACCGACCCAAGCUCAAAAGAGCGCGCCGGACGGCAUGGCGCCACUCACAACAGGUCCCAAGGGCUGGAUUUUUGUACUGCACGACGGCGGGUUCUACGCGCGACGCAAGGGUACGGCCGCGGGCAAGGCGCGGUUCCACCAUUCCUCGUUCUUUGGCGGCGAGUGCGUCGACGCUGCGGGGAUUGUAGUAGCGAGAGACGGCGUCGUCCAGCGCAUCCUGCCGCACUCGGGGCACUACCGGCCGCGCGAGGCGCACUUCGCCCGCUUACUGUUAUACUUGAGGGACAACAUGGGGUUAACCUUAGACACCAUCGAGGUCGACGUGCAGCGCGUUUUAAGAAUAGCAAGGCCGGAACACGCGCGCAAGAUGGACACGCCGCACUUCUGGUCUGCGGCGCAGGCCUUGGCUUUUCUGACGCAUAAAGCGCUCGCGAAGCUGUCGAACCUAUUUCACGCCAUCGAGAAUAGAGGAGCAUUAGAUGCGUUACGGAUGCGCGACGCGGCCUACGCGGCCAAGGCCGCUGCUGCUUUAGCGCGCGGCGACAACAUCGCGGCGCGCGUGUCUCAAAGUGUGAGGCGCGCCAGGCGGCCGUCCGAGGACCGCACGAAUGAUGUCUUGGAGGCCUUCGACGAGUCGACGGGCCCCUUCUCGCCCCGAAGACCCCGCGGCAAUUCCAUACAAUUGCCGGCCGGCGACGCGCACCUGCGGACCAUCACGCCGGGGACCUUCCCGACGGAGCUGGGCGUCGAGGACGAGGCCCUGCGGCCCACGACGCCGCCGCCGCGCCUGCAAGACGCGCCACCCCUCUCGCGGUCGGCGCCGUCGAGCGCCCAGCGGCCCCACGUGCGCCCGCGGCUCUCUCCCAGAACGUUCGACGAGCCGUCGUCGCCGCCGUCGCCGCCGACGCCCACGGCGCGCGGGAGAAGUCCGUUGCCGACGUCUCCGCCGCCCGCGCCGCCCUUCCGCAUGGUCGCGCCCGGCAGCCCGGCUGCGUCGCUCGCCGCGGCGCCGCCGCCGCGGCGCCGCGCGCGGUCCGCCGAGCGCCGCGACGCGCGCGACGUCGUUGGUGCUACCUCAAGGGCUAGGUACCGCCGCCGCGGCGACGCCGCGGCGCUGCUCGGCCUGCGCGAGGACCCGGCGCAGCGCCGCGCGCGGACGGCCGCCGUCGCGGCCGCCGUCGCCGCCGCGGACGACAGCGUGCUCGAGGAGGCCCGCGACGACCCCUGGUGGGAGGGCGCGUCGCCUCCUGGUUUAGCGAUGCGCCGCAAGCACGACGCCGACGACGAGGCCCGGAACGACGACGGCGCCGCCGACUCGUCGUCGGAUUCCGACGACGACGACGACGCCGCGAGCGACGGGGGCUCGUCGUCGGACUACUCCGGCGACGAGGCCGAGCGGCGCCCGCGGCGCUUGGGCUUCGCCGGGAGCGGCGGGUCGCUCUCGACGCUUGUCGACGACGAGGAGGCCGCGCCGCUCGUCACGGAGACGGACUCGCCGGGCGACGGCGACGACGAUACGGCUUCGCCUUGA
Molecule: messenger RNA, 2496 nt
Organism: Pelagomonas calceolata
Lineage: Eukaryota; Pelagophyceae; Pelagomonadales; Pelagomonadaceae
Source: the annotation of a GenBank genome assembly